GGCUGGAUUUCUCGCGGGACUCGAUCCUGGAGGCGCGGCAGCGAGUGCGGCAGCGGCAGCGGGAGCUGCUGCUGCAGCAAAUGCUGCAGCAACCCGAAUACCAUGUGGGAGAUGUCUUGGGGCCCCGAGUGUGGGGUUUUGCUGCUAAGGAGGAGUUCGACGUGGUGUCUGUACAGCUGGCGAUUCACUACAUGGUGGCUUCGCAGCAGCAGCUGCAGCAGCUGCUGCAGCGCAGCGCAGCACGACUGGCCCCCGGCGGCAAGUUCAUUGGCAGCACAGUUUGCUGCCGCGAGCUGGGCCGCCACGUGCUGCAGCUGCGGCAGCUGCUGCCGGAGCACCUGCAGCAGCUGCAGCAGCAGCAGCUGCAGCAGCAGGAAACCGACGCCGCCGACGAGCUCGCCAGGGUCUACGAGCAGCAGCUAGCAGCAGCAGCAGCAGCAGACAAAAGAGUUUUCUUUUCUGGAAAUUCCGUCUUUUGCAUCUUUUUCGAUGAAGACACUCUCGCCCGCAUUCUAGACCCCUACCAGCUCCCGGAGCCGCACGAGACGGAAGGCGGGCUGCCGCUGCUGGAGCUGCUGGCAGCAAAAGGGCUGCAGCGGCAGGCAGUGACGCUGCAGGUGCUGCAGCAGCUGUCCAGCAGCUACGGGCUUAAGUAUCACUUUUGGCUGCGCAGCAGCAUAGAUGCAGAAGAGUAUGUUUUCCCUUUUGCUGCUGCUCGUGCUGCAGCGCAGCAGCAGGGCCUCAGCUGCUGCCUCUCCGUGUCUUUCCCGCGGCUGCUCGCAGCAGCAACUUCGCACCCCACAACUGCAGCAGACACGCUCAGGUGGCUGCAGCAGCAAAAGCACAAAAGAAGCAGGCAGCUGACUCCGCAGCAGCAAGCUGCCUUUGCCCUCUACAAGGCCUUCGCCUUCGUCAAGGAAGCACCCAGCAGCAGCAGCAGCAGCAGCAGCAGCAGCAGCAGCAACAGCAGCAGCGGCGCUGCGCAGCAAACGGGCGCGAGCGCGGGAAACAGCAGCAACAGCAGCAGCUUGUGA
Eimeria necatrix is the source of this 1034-nucleotide messenger RNA. RefSeq lists its product as hypothetical. The transcript has 2 exons. Gene Ontology annotation, biological process: 7-methylguanosine mRNA capping. The annotation marks the transcript as partial. The record is from RefSeq and is a predicted model, not a curated record. Gene Ontology annotation, cellular component: nucleus. Lineage: Eukaryota; Apicomplexa; Conoidasida; Eucoccidiorida; Eimeriidae. Gene Ontology annotation, molecular function: mRNA 5'-cap (guanine-N7-)-methyltransferase activity.